CCCGCCGGCGAGCGGCGAGCGCGUCGGGCGCUGGAGGAGCCCGGCCAGGUUAUUUUGUUGGCUGUGAAGAACCACGGACCCUUGGUGCCCUGAUGGGGGACUCGGGAUCCAGACGCUCGACUCUUGUAUCUCGGUUGCCAAUAUUCAGGAGAAGUGUUAGCCGGAGACACGACUCCCUUCCUUCCUCGCCUUCUUCUGCCAACGCCAUUGGUGUCCACACCUCCUCCCCAUCCAGCACCAACUCCAGCUCAGGGAGCACAGGAAAGCGCCGGAGCAUUUUCCGCACCCCUUCCAUUAGUUUCCAUAACAAGAAAGGGAGUGAGCAGAAGCCUGACUCAGCAAGUCAAAAUGUUAACAUCUCAAAUGGUGCCCAAUCUUCCCUUAGCACUUUUCACAAACUCAGCUUAGACGAGCACAUAAAAAGCAGAGGAAGGCAUUCAGUUGGCUUUGGCAGUUCACGUAACAAGAAGAUUACAAGGUCUUUGACAGAUGAUUUUGAAAAGGGAAAGGAGCCCUCAGCUAAUAAGAAUGUCUUUAUCAAUUGCAUAAGCUCUGGGAAAAAUGAGGGUGAUGAUUCGGGCUUUGCAGAAGAGCGGAGCCGAUACUCUGUCAAACAGUCCACACGAAAACUCCUCACUAAGUCUUUUUCAUCACACUACAGAUUUUCCAAACCAGUUCCAGAGAGUCAGUCGGUUUCCUCUGUGCAGCAGCCCAGGUGCUUGCUGGAAGUCAAAUCCUACGUGGAGAGCGAGCCUGUGAUGGCCAAGUCAUCUCCUCCGUGCUCGGCUGAGACGACGGAGUGCAUGGGCAGCUCCCUGCAGUCCCCGCUGCUCUCGGCUGACCUCACGGCUGCCCAGACCCCUUCGGACUUCAUUGCUCUCACCGAGGACUCUGUGUCAGAGGCUGAUGCCCUGCCCAGCAGUGGGCCUGGGGCGCUGCUCGCAGAGGAUUUUGGCCACGAUGUCUCUGCCUCUCAGGUCUUCUUUAAUCCUGCUGCUGCUCCUGCGAGGGAGAGAGAUACUGUGCAAAGUGCUGGCCAUUCUGCUGGUGUGUCUCCUGUGAGUCAUGCAAGCUCGUGCAGUGUGGAGUCCAGUACCUUAUUCAAAACCUCAGUUGCUAAUCAAACAAAAGUACUAUUGCAAGCCAAUGGACUGCAUAUUAAUGAUGCCAGGCACAUAGAAAAAAAUAACUCGGAAAAUGAACAUUUAGAAACCUUGACGUUAGAGUGUAGUGAAGAACCAGUGACCCUCUCUCCAAAGGCACAGGGGUUGAGUGACAGCAGAGAUGAAAGCACUCCAUCUGAGCACAUGAGAAACGCAAUUCCUGUAGUGGAGUCUAAUGGAGUUCCAUGUUCUGAACCUCAGUCCUUUAAAAUACAACAGGGUUAUGAAUCAAACCAUUCUAAAGUUGAUGUUACCAACAGCCUCAGUCCGUACCGGGAGGGCAGAUUUGUUGAGAAACGCCUGAGGUCCUCUUCAGAAGGCACUGCUGGGGGCAGCCGGCUGAUCAUAAAACCAAAGGAUGGAAAUGCAGAAGAGCUUAACAGCCUAAGGAAGCAGAGAGCAAGCUCUUCCUCUUCCAAAAUGAACAGCAUGGACGUUUUGAAUAACUUGGGUUCCUGUGAGUUGGAUGAAGAUGACCUAAUGCUUGACUUGGAGUUCCUGGAAGAGCAACAUCACCAGCGUUCUGUGUGCCGGGAAGACUCAUACCAGUCAAUAGUGUCAUGUGCUGCUGUAGUACUCACCCCUGUGGAGACCACAGUGGAAACAAGAAAAAAAGAACAGAUGAUAAUGCCUGAUGUGUCCAAACAGAAUCUGUCCUUGAAGCUGUCGAAGGAGGUGGAGCAAGGAGAAGCCAGGCACCCCCGUGUCAGCCAGCUGGCUGGCAGCCCGUCUGUGGAGUGGCCUUUCACUGGGCUGGAAGAAGGUGGGGGCAUUGAGUCUCUGCCCUUCAGACUGAUGCUCCAAGACUGCACGGCUGUCAAGACAUUGCUUCUGAAAAUGAAGAGGGUUCUGCAAGAGAGUACGGACAUGAGCCCAGCUGGCAGCACAGCCUCCCUCCCUGUCAGCCCCCUUCCUGAGGAGCCCUUGUUUUUCAAGGAUGGAAUAAAAGAUGAAUGCUCAGUGCUGAAGCUGCAGCUGAAGGAGAGAGAAGAGCUCAUAGCCCAGCUUCGUGAGGAGCUGGAAAAGGCUCAGUGCUUUCAGAAGGCUCUGGCUUCCCAAGCAGAUAAGUCCACACAGACAGAACUCAUUGCCCAUGAUACUACAUAUCCAAUCAGAACGGCGAGCCAAAACCUCAGCUCAAGGGACAAAAAGUCAGCACUUACUCCCACCGAGGACCCUUUUAGACACCCACCGGGCAACCAAGCAGCAGCGUACGAGAGCAAGAGCUGCCAGCUGUCUAAUUUGUGUCUGAGCAGCCUCCUGAAGGAGAAGGAGCUCGUGGAAGCCAUCAAGCACACGCGGGGCACGUACGAGGCCCUGGCCCCAGAGGCCGCCCAGAACGGUUUGGCAGUCAUGGCCACCAGCCCAGCCCAGGCCGCGUCCAAGGCCGACGGCUUCCCCACGUUCCCAGGGGCUCCCAAGGACCAAAGCGCUGUGCCUCGGCAGCACAGCACCUUCACAGGGAGACUGGGACAGCCCCCCAGGGGACCCAUCUCCCUACACAUGUACAGCAGGAAGAACGUUUUCCUCCACCACAACCUGCACACGGCAGAGCUACAGACUUUAGGUCAACAAGAUGGCUAACAAGGUGCUUAUUUUCUUGCCAUGGAAGGAGAGUUGAUUAAAGAGGGAUGUAAGCUCACCUAGAGCUCUGUCGUCAGUUCUCAUCUGCUGCUACUUUCAUGUGAAAAAAAAAAACAAUAAAAAUUUAACUUUGUCUGUAGGUUCCAUAUUUUCCCACCUUGGACUGAGGCAAAAGGAUGAACGAGAUUGUUAAAUAUCUGGGCUGAUUUGUCAUGCAGAAGUCACCAUGAGUUAAUAAAUGGGACCAUUUGGCUGGCAGUCCAAUGUUGGCUAAAUAUAUUUUACCCCUCUGUAAGUCACUAUGAUUCCCUAAAGUUCUAGAAGAUGAUCUUAAAUAAAACCUGUAUGUUUAAUAAUAUUACUGUUAAAGUAGAUGUGAGGAAUAAAUAGAUAAGUAAUUAGUAAACCCUCUUGAAUUCCAUGGAGAUUAGGGAAAUAAGGAGUCAGAAAUCUUUAAGGACCCUCUUUUUACACAUUUUUUUUAAUACAGUGAAAUUUGGUAACUUACAGAGCGUUACCACUUCCUGCUGUAUGUGUUUCAUGAGUGCCUCAUGCUACAAGUGGAGGAAGUAAUUGAUUUUCCUCUAACAGGUUCAUAGAGGGUUGCCAGGUAUUUGAGUCAGUAAAUUGGGUCCCAGACUGAGGAUGUCAGCUUCUUUCCUCAACCUCCCCUUCCCUCUUCACACUUCUAUUUAGCUACAUUUCUCUGAGUGUUUCGGUUCUAUGAGGGCAUGUCAAGUGGUGGUGAUCUUUGUGCUUUACAGGCACUGUAGCACUCAUGAUGCGAUGUGACAUUCUGCUGUGUAAUUCAUCCUAUAAUUUCAUUCCACUUCCCAAACCAAAAAUGUGUGAAAGCCUAAAGUAAGAGAAAUCAUCUUAUUACCCAGGCUGAACAACAUGCAUCAGUCAUAAUUUCUGUGGGCUGUAUCAUCUGCACUUCAGGACGUGUUGGUUUACACCAUCUCACUGGGUUUGUUAGUCUUGACAUGUAACAGACAAGUGAGAUUAAUUUAUUGCCUGGUCUCUGGGAGUAUGAAGUCAUCUGACCACGCCACAGAACCUGGAGACCUGUCGGUUGCAAAAUAUCUGGUUUUCCCCUCUCAGAGGCUUGGG
Messenger RNA from Melozone crissalis (California towhee), 3860 nucleotides. RefSeq names its product coiled-coil serine rich protein 1 (gene CCSER1). The transcript has 10 exons. Bases 93 to 2747 code for a protein of 884 amino acids. The record is from RefSeq and is a predicted model, not a curated record. Lineage: Eukaryota; Metazoa; Chordata; Aves; Passeriformes; Passerellidae.